GCCGUACUGGAAUAAUCCGUACAAAUCAACAACUGGAAAGAGAUGAGAAACCAGUUUACAACUUGACUGUGAUCGCUGAAAACACUAUGGCUUCUCCCAAGCUAUCGACAAACUUGACGGUUCAGGUCAUCAUAUAUGACGUGGGUGUUCAAAGACCACAGUUCACCUCGAGUCAAUACCAGGCAGAGGUUUCAGAGUCCGUACCAGUCGGGACAUCUGUAAUAAAAAUCAACGUCACCAACAGUGAGCAGGUUGUGACCUCCCAUGUUUUGUUUAAAAUUUUGUACGAUCAAAGUAGCGCGGGUGCAAGAAAGUUUGCGAUAGAACCUGAAACGGGUCUCAUUACUACACAGGGAGAGCUGGACCGAGAAACGACUUCCAACUACACCCUGAUAGUGGAGGCGAAGGUGCUGAACACAGAUCUUGAACAUAACUUGUUGUCAAGUGUAGGAACUGUGUUUAUUAACGUCAGCGAUGUGGAUGAUAACUCCCCUCGUUUUGUACAACGGAGUUACCGCUUUACGCCAAGUGAACUGUCACGUGUCGGUGACGUCAUUGGGCAAGUGCGAGCUGUGGAUGUCGAUGAAGAUAACCAAGCUGAAGUGUUUUAUCAAAUUACGAGUGGUAAUCAGAAAGGUCUUUUUGAUAUCAGCCAAAAUCAGGGAACAAUUUACGUCAAUCGUAGUCUUGAGAAAGAAGCAGCCUCUACCUUCCACCUGGUUAUAAGAGCACGCGAUUCACCCGAAGCUGGCAAGACGAGGAAAAGAAGAGGCCAAGACAUCACUUUUGACGAGGUUACAGCAACAAUUCAAAUCAGUGACGAGAACAAUAAUCAUCCAGUUUUCACUCAAACACAUUUCAUAGGAGGCUUUUAUGAAGGUGAAGCCUCAAGGAACACUGUUGUAGCAAAUGUCCAGGCAUUGGAUAAGGACUCUGGUGCUUAUGGCUCUGUGCUGUACUCCAUCGUGCACGAAGAGAUUCCCGGGAUUUUCUUCUUAGACGCGAACACUGGUGGAGUAACCCUGUCCAACCUCUCGGCCCAGGUCGCUGGGAAGCUGCAUUAUACACUGUCAGUUUCAGCCGUGGACAACCUGGAGAAAGUGCCUUACCACAAGACCAAUCAAAAUGCUUUUGUUCAUAUUUUUGUUCUCUCUGAUUCCACAAAGCUGUCACUUGAACUUGGUAUUCCUCUUGAAUUUGUUCAAGAGAAGAGAAACGAGAUUGAAAGCAUGCUGCGUAAUCUUACCGGGGGAACAGUGAUAAUUAAAUACAUGCAAGAGAAUGGUGACGGACGAACCAUUAUCUAUUUCCAUGCUAUCGACAAUAAUACGCUGAAUAUACUGACGCAGGAGGAUUUUAUGAGUGGCUUGCUAAAUAACACCGGCCUGAUCAGCAGUAUUUUCAGAAAAUGGAAUAUACGCAUGCCAGCAGCCGAGACAGCGGAAGCAUCCAAAGGCUCAAGGAACGAAUUCAGUGCUGUAAUCGCCGCUAUGUUAGUACUGUCUGCUGGUAUCGGGGUGGCAGGAGUGAUUGGCAUAAUUGUCGCGUGUCGCAAGAAAAAACGUCAGAAGACUGUUUACAAGACAACUGAUAACGGGGAGUCACCGUUUCCACUAGCAACGGCUUGGUACUCUAUGGAUGUUCCCGGCAUUGAAGCAUUUAUUGAUGCCAAGGCUGAUGGAACUCGACGAUCUCUGAGAGACACAACCAAGUAUGCAGUACAGAAGGAUGCAGCUCCUUGUUGCUCGGGUGAUAUUACAUUGCCACGCACGUCAUUAAGAGGAAGUGCCACUUACAAACUGAAAAAUCAGGAAGGGAAAAAAAAUGAGGCUAAAAGGAAAGCUGUUGCUUUAAAUCAUUAUGAGACUACCCCUCAUUCCUGUACUGACAGCAGUGAACGGAAUGAAGAUUCUGAUACGAUAGACGGUCACGCAACCGACGCCACGGCAAUUACAAGAAUUGCUGAAAGCCACGAGAACGCUGGAUUCGAGCACAGUCAAGAGCGUGAGAAGAGCGAAGAAAAACCCGCAGUUGAUCGUAAGAUUUCAAAUCUCGGCGAUACAAAGCCAGACCAAAGCAACGUAAAAGGCAAAAAUCGGAAGGUAAGGUUUGAUUUGCGUGGUGCUAAAAUGAAGAACGAAAGGCGGGCCGUCAUGAGAAAUAUCCCGGAUAUUAUUGUGAUCAGCGAAGAAGCAGAGGCGAACCAACAGUUCGACGAAAAUGAGAGGAAGCGAGCUUGUGACGAAGACGUUUGCGAUGAUGUCGAUGAUGAAGAUGAUUUGCCUACUGAUCUGAGUUCCAUUUUUGAGAAUUCAAGAGAGAGUUUCGCUUCUGGGUCUGCCAUAAGCGAUGAGGAAGGAACAGUAGUGACAAUAUGAUAGACCGUUGUUGUUCUGUCUGACAAAGGAUGGAGCAUUUUACUAGUUUAACUCUCUUUUUGAUCAAUGAAGAGUCACGUUUGUAAUUUAUUAACCAAAAAUCUUAUUGAGCACACGUAUUGGUAUACUGUAUGGUUUUAACAUUGACAAGUACUGGCAAUAUGUUAAUACAAGUAACUUGAUUCGUCCCUGACUGGUAAGGUAAAAAUGCUCCGGUAGUACGCUAUGGUUUAUUACACUAGUUACAAUAUAAAAUUCGCAGUAGCUAUGAGGAGGAGGCAUAAUUAAUUGCUUGCAUUUCUUGCUCCCAAUUGGGGGAUAUUAUCAGCUGGGGGAGGUCUAUGUAGUCAGCAUAGAUCAGUUGAGUCUAGACAUUUCAUAAGCGCGCUAGCUGUUGUUGAUGUGGUUGAAGUGUCCUAAAUUGUUGUAGUGCAGUCACUCCUUCGUAAUGCAUUGUAUGUGGUUAACAGAUAAUUUCAAAUAAUGUUUAAUGUUUUCUUGUAUUUGUUGUAUUUGUAUUUCGAACAAAUACAUGAUUACAUUGCGAAAUAAAGUGUUUCAGAAGUA
Molecule: messenger RNA, 2945 nt
Organism: Orbicella faveolata
Lineage: Eukaryota; Metazoa; Cnidaria; Anthozoa; Scleractinia; Merulinidae
Product: protein dachsous-like
Biological process (GO): homophilic cell-cell adhesion
Cellular component (GO): cell-cell junction; plasma membrane
Molecular function (GO): calcium ion binding
Source: RefSeq, a predicted model, not a curated record